AUGGCAGCUAAUAACAACCUUAAUAUGCACAGCAUGUCUCCACAACAUUUGUCACCACUAAAUACAAACAUAAUGCCACAAUCAGUUAUUGCCUCCACUGGGAGUGUUAACCCAAUGAUCGGCAUGCAAACCAUGCCACAACCAUCAAGCAGCGCACAAAGUGCUUGGGAUCAAUUGACCGCUUCCUCAUCUUCGUCAGCCAAUGCAAACGUGCUCAACACAACGUCAACUGCGAAUAUUAUAGGUUCAAGUGGUGCUGUUGGUUUGGGAAUAGGAAACACACCGAAUUUAACAACAUUGCAAAACAUGCAGCCUAGCGUUAAUAGCUUAAUAGGUGGCGCCGGUGGUAUUACGAACACGGUCAAUGCGGUGGGCACAACCGGUAUCACAUUGGGUGAUCCUAAUGGUUUUGGUUUGGGAAAUAUGUCUGGCGGCAGCUCACCUGCAGCCGGUUGUGCUUCGCCAUCGACGCCGACAAAAAUCAGUCCACCCCCGUUGGAUGGUAUGAUGGCACAUACGCCCACGCAGGGGCCGCCAGCUAUGCAUAGUGCUGGUUAUGGGGAGGAAUUGACAGCAGAACUUGUGAAUCAGGGAUGGCGAAAAUUCUGGUCAAAACGCGAAAAUCGCCCAUAUUACUGGAAUAAAAUAACCGGCGAAUCAUUGUGGGAAAUGCCCGGUGCGCGUCCAUUUGAUCCACUCACAGAUCCUUUGGGCAUAUGUCACAGUGGUGGUCAACCGCCUAUAAAUCCCGGUUUACCGCAUCACCAACAUCAUAUGCAACAUCCAAAUUUAAAGCGUCGUCCAUCCGACGAUAUGCAUUUGCAUCCACACCAACAACAUCCGCCAUUGAAGAAAUUUGUCUUGGCUGGGCCGUGGGAUUUAGAGAUUUGCACGAAUGCCGUUAUUGUAGAGCGACCCCCUACAUUAUUGCCACAACCACAUCCCGAAAUUGAAGCUUUACGUGCCGCCUACACAAUGAAGCUUGUGAAAACCUAUGAAGAUCUCUGUAUGCGGCGUGAAAAUAUCAAGGCGCCGAAAGACUCCUUCAAUCGUUGGUUAAUGGAGCGUAAAGUUAUUGACAACGGCUGCGAUCCGUUAUUACCGAGUAACUGUAACCCAGAAAUAUCACCAUCCAUGUAUAGGGAAAUUAUGGCUGAUAUACCCAUUAAAAUUGUCAAACCGAAAUUUACAGGUGAUGCACGCAAGCAAUUAUCACGUUAUGCCGAAGCCGCGAAACAGAUUAUUGAGUCACGUUCAGCGCCAGCCGAAAGUAAAAAGGUCGUUAAGUGGAAUGUUGAGGACACAUUCCAAUGGUUGCGUCGCACUGUCGGCGCCAGUUACGAGGACUUUCAAGAUCGUCUAGCGCAUUUGAAGCGUCAAUGUGAGCCACACCUUGUCGAGACCGUCAAGAGUUCCGUAGAAGCACUCUGCAUUAAAAUCUAUCAUUUGAGUGCUGAACAUGCGCGUAAAAUACGCGAACGUCAUAUGCAACUGCUCAAGGAGCACGGUAUACCGGAACCAACGCCUCCACCACCACCACCGCACCUGAAGAAAGUCUGGUGCUAUCCCAUACAAUUUGCUGUGCCAUCACCACGCAUGCCAGCCAUUGAAUAUGUACAAGAUCGUGAUCACAUGAUCAUUAAGUAUACGCCAAGUACACACAAUCAACCCGAUGCGCAGUACAUAAAUCUGACACAUCUACAAAAGCUCGAACAACUCUAUCGCCACAAUUGUUUCGAUGAUAAGAAAUUUGACUUAUUUAUUGGACGUGUUUGGUGUCUACUUAAGCGCUACCAGACGUUCCUCGGUAAUGCGUUAAACUCAUCACAAGAGGCAGAAAUGACGCAAGCAUCCUUGCCAGUGCCAGUUUUCGAGUGCUUGCAUAGACAGUUUGGCGUUAGUUUUGAAUGCUUUGCGUCGCCUUUUAAUUCAUAUUUCAGGCAAUACUGUUCGGCAUUCGCCGAUACCGAUGCAUAUUUCGGUUCCAGAGGACCAUUUCUUGACUUCAAACCAGUUUCUGGUUCUUUUCAAGUAAAUCCACCACAUUGCGAAGAACUUAUGGAUAGAGCUUUAUUGCAUAUCGAUAAAUUGCUGACAGAUUCUAUGGAACCAUUGAGUUUCAUCAUAUUCUUGCCCGAAUGGAAGAGCAUUGCGAAAUUAGAAGAGAGCAUGUUUAAGCGCCGUUCAAUGGUGGUAUUGGGUAUGGCACACGAAUAUCGCCAUGGCUACCAACACAUAAUACCAAAAGCUGACGUCAAUGUGAAAUGCAUGCAAGGCACACAAGUGGUGUGGUUGCAGAAUAGCGCCGGUCAUGCGCGUUGGGGACCCAACGAGAAUCGUGUAGAGGCAUUGCGUGAAGCUUUCCGGCCGCAACGCGAUCGUGAACGUGAGCGUGCAGCGGCCGCAGCAGCUGCAGCUGCUUCAUCACCACCACAACCGGUAACACAUCAAACCACUGCCGCAAAUACGCUUGGCAACAGCAACAACAACAGUAACAACAAUCUAGGUGGCAAUAAUAAUAAUGUUAACACAAAUGCGACGACAUCAGCAGCAGCAGCGACUUCAACUGGUCAUACAAAUGCAGCUAACAGCAUCAACACUUCUACCAGCAGUGGCAACAGUUCGUUGCAUUCAACGUGCGCACCACUUUCACCGCAUACACCACCAAAUAUGGCAACAUCUUCGACCGGUUCGCCUGCUAUGAGCAUUCAAAGUGCAUGCUCGUCGCCGUCGUCGUCGUCCAUGUCGCUCUCACCGGCUGCAUCAGGUGUUGGCGGUAUUUCAGAUAUUAUCGGCAGCACUUCCGUAUCGAUUACAGCAACCGCCACGGCAGCGAGUGGUGCAUUCGCCAGUCUAGUGGCUGCCUCUUCAUCAGGCAACAAUAUCGGUGGUGUAAGCGCGGGUAGUGGUGGCAACGCGCUUGGCAAUAAUGCCGGUCAAACCGUUAUCAAUUCUGCGGUUUAAACUGUGUUUGGUCACCUUCUGCAGCGUGCUUGUUUAAGUGACGACAGUGAGUUAAAACAGUGACUAUAAUCUACUCAAGGCAAAGUAUACAUCCUAAAUUAUGUUUACUUGCCACUGUCGCUUAAUUCAAUGGCUCAACUCGCAAUGAAUUUUCAAUGCGUUCUGUAGCCAAAUGCGUUGCAAUUAUCUUUAUUUAUUUUUGCACUUAUGUAAUUUAUUUAUUUAGGCGGAAAAGUGAAAUGAAAAAAACUAUUAAAAAAUUAGCGUUAGUUUUAGAAAAAGGUAAAAAAAUAAUGCUAAAGAAUUGAAUUCUUUUUGAAUAUACCCACAAAAAUAUUAGUGUGGCUCGUAGUACUGUACGAACACUGCACUUUUGUUUAUUUAUUAGUGAUGUACAUACAGGCAUACAAAAAAAUUUUAUUUAAUACAGCUCACGCAACUGCUGCGUCAAAUAGCAGAUAAAUGCAA
Molecule: messenger RNA, 3432 nt
Organism: Bactrocera tryoni
Lineage: Eukaryota; Metazoa; Arthropoda; Insecta; Diptera; Tephritidae
Gene: Pcif1
Product: mRNA (2'-O-methyladenosine-N(6)-)-methyltransferase
Exons: 6
Coding region: 1-2964 (987 amino acids)
Cellular component (GO): nucleus
Molecular function (GO): mRNA (2'-O-methyladenosine-N6-)-methyltransferase activity; RNA polymerase II C-terminal domain binding
Source: RefSeq, a predicted model, not a curated record